Messenger RNA from Quercus lobata, 1614 nucleotides. Its product is annotated as disease resistance protein RPP2B-like. Gene Ontology annotation, biological process: defense response. Bases 1 to 1614 code for a protein of 537 amino acids. The transcript has 7 exons. NCBI's taxonomy places the organism in Eukaryota, Viridiplantae, Streptophyta, Magnoliopsida, Fagales, Fagaceae. The record is from RefSeq and is a predicted model, not a curated record.
AUGCCAGGAAAGCGUAGCAGGCUAUGGCAAUAUAAGGACAUUAACCAUGUGUUAACAGAAAAUAAGGGAACAAAAGUAGUUCAGGGACUAGGUUCAAACUUUCGUCUACCAAAAGAGGUUCACCUUUUGCGUGGCUCCAAACAUCUUUCUAACGAGUUAAGGUUCCUUGAUUGGAGUGGGUACCCUUCAAAAUCUUUGCCAUCAAGUUUCCAACCAAUGGAACUUGUUGAUCUUCGCAUGUGCUACAGUAACAUUGAACAACUUUGGAAAGGAAUAAAGUGUUUUGACAGUUUGAAGUUCAUCAAAUUGAAUCAUUCUCAAAAUUUGAUUGUAACUCCUGACAUCACUGGGGUCCCAAAUCUUGAGAAAUUGAUUGUUGAAGGCUGUACAACUUUACGUGAGGUUCAUUCAUCAAUUGGAGUUCAUAAAAGGCUUAUUCUUCUUAAUUUGAAAGGAUGCUUAAAACUUGAAAAGCUACCAGAAAACUUGGGGAAUGCCAAAGGUUUAAAGGAGCUUGAUGUGAGUGGAACUGCAAUAAAGAAAGCACCUUCUUCCAUUGUUCUCUUAGAAAAACUUGAAGUACUAUCUUUCUGUGGAUGUAAAGGGCCAUUGUCUAAAUCAUGGAAUAAAGCCCUAAGUUUUGAUUUAAAGUCAAGAAAAAGUCUAGAUCUUGGGGGCUUGCCAGUGCCUUCUUUGUCAAGUUUGUCUUCUUUGAAAACAUUGGAUCUAAGUGAUUGCAAAGUUCAAGCAAUUCCCAAUGAGCUUGGCUACCUAUCCUCUUUACAAGUACUAGAUAUAAGCAAAAAUGAUUUUGAGUUCAUUCCGGAAAGCAUCAUUCAACUAUCAAAUCUUAAAGAACUCUACCUGUUGAAUUGCACUAGUCUUCGUUCAUUGCUAAAGCUUCCCUCGAGUAUUCAUUAUUAUUUGGUAACCGGUUCUUCCUCAUUGGAAAGAUUACCGGAUCGACCAAUGCCAAAAGCUUCACUUGAGUUAUCUCUUAGUCUUCACGAUUGCUUUAAAUUGCUUGACAUUCAAGCCCACAAUGAAGAUUCAUUUAAAAUUCUGGGGAGGGCUAGUUGGGAAAUUUGUAUUCAUGAUUCAAAUGUAGGUAAGAUUGAUCUUGUUAUUCCUAGAAGUGAAAUUCCAAAAUGGUCUAGGCAUCAAACUAUAGGGAAUAAAAUGAAUAUACAAGUGAAUUCUGGUUUGAGUAAUAAGUGGAUGGGAAUGGCUUUAUGUUGUGUUUUAGUACUCAAUGUGUAUCAUGCACCAAACCAAAGUCUUGAUGGAGACACAGUUGAAUCACGUUACCGUUGGUUGAUAUAUUUGUUCCCGCAAUACUUUGAAGACUAUAGGAAUGGAUCAUGGAGUUCAAUUGAUGAGAAUGUGUUAAGCCAGAUUGAGAUUAGAUUUGAAACAGAUGGUACAAACUUGGAGGUGAAGAAAUGUGGAGUCCAUUUGGUAUAUGAGCAAGAUAUUGAAGAUCUUAAACCAAGUAUGGCUCAGUGCAUUAACAAUGUCACUCCUUAUGAUGAUUAUGAUUGGCUUGGACCUCGUCGAGAAUUCAUUUUUAAGUCAUGGGUCCUAGUUGGAUUCUACAAGUGCAAAAAAUUUUGA